Messenger RNA from Gossypium raimondii (Peruvian cotton), 802 nucleotides. Its product is annotated as protein LURP-one-related 11. The transcript is spliced from 3 exons. The record is from RefSeq and is a predicted model, not a curated record. NCBI's taxonomy places the organism in Eukaryota, Viridiplantae, Streptophyta, Magnoliopsida, Malvales, Malvaceae. The coding region runs from base 70 to 675 and encodes 201 amino acids.
ACGAACUAGUGCUCUAAAACGUCGAGAGGUUUUUAGGACAGAAAGUCCAAACCAGUAAAUUUAUUGCAGAUGUUAAAGAUCCAUCCCCAACAUGUCCCAUAUGUUCCUUUCACCACAUCAACGGAAGAAACUUUCACGAUUUGGAUGAAAUCUCUGAUUCUUAGCGGCAAAGGCUGCACCGUGUUCGACUCAAACGGCCGGAUCGUUUAUCGUGUUGAUAAUUACAAUCGCAAGUACUGCGAUGAAGUUUACCUAAUGGAUUCUACCGGAAAAGUUUUGUUCACCAUUCGAAGAAAGAAAUUUAGGUUGAUUAAAUUCUGGGAAGGAUUUAGAACAUUCAGUGGAAGAGUUAACGAUGAAGAUAAAAACCCAGGUUUUGAAGUACGAAAAAGUUGCAGGAUUUUAAGAUGCGACUCCAUCUGUGAAGUUAUUGUCAGGUUACAUGGGGAUCAACCGUGUCAACAUUACCGGAUUGAAAGCUGUCCAGGCAAAUCAACGUUCAAGAUUGUAGACAAGCUCGGCAGGCUUAUUACGGAGGUGAAAAGAAAGCAAUCUAAAAGUGGAGUUAGUUUAGGAGAAGAUGUAUUGACAAUGGUGGUGGAACCCCAUAUCGAUCACUCUCUUGUAAUGGGCCUUGUUGUAGUUUAUAGUCUCAUCAAUGGUACAAUAUUGUGAAGUAGUCAAAACCCUUGUUCAUGUACAUCUUACUAAUGUUUUAUAUAUCUAAAUCAAAUCCAAACUACAGUGGUUAUUGUGAUUAAAAUGUUGAUAAUCACUUAAUCUUCUAUUAUUCUAUCCAAAU